Messenger RNA from Maniola jurtina (meadow brown), 1179 nucleotides. Its product is annotated as N-acetylneuraminate lyase-like. The coding region runs from base 145 to 1053 and encodes 302 amino acids. Lineage: Eukaryota; Metazoa; Arthropoda; Insecta; Lepidoptera; Nymphalidae. Gene Ontology annotation, molecular function: 4-hydroxy-tetrahydrodipicolinate synthase activity; N-acetylneuraminate lyase activity. Gene Ontology annotation, biological process: N-acetylneuraminate catabolic process. The transcript is spliced from 7 exons. The record is from RefSeq and is a predicted model, not a curated record.
GAUAAUUUAAUCAAAACUUAAACUACCUAUUGAACAGCCGUGUAUACAAAAUAAUAUAAAGCAUUUACUUUAAACUUUUGAUAAGUUAACAAGUUUAGUAUCAACGCAGUGAAUUAAUAUUAUUUUAACUAAAAUAUUCCAGUUAUGGUUUCCUUCAAUGCCCGUGGACUGGUGCCACCUGUAUUUACACCACUGAAUGACGAUCAAAGCAUCAAUUAUGACAUUAUUCCGGCAUAUGCUAAGUAUUUGGCCGACGAAGGGAUUAAAGCGGUGCUCGUGGGAGGCACAACAGGAGAGAACAUGUCUCUCUCCGUGGCAGAUAGGAAGAAGAUAGCAAAUGUAUGGGUACAAGCGGGAAAACCCUACAGGUUCCAUAUAAUGGUACAAGUCGGAGGUGCUCCACUUCCUAACGUUUUGGAAUUGGCGGGAUACUGUUCUAAAAUAGGAGUGGAUUCCCUACUGACUCUUCCCGAGUUGUACUUCAAGCCGCAAUCGGUCGCUGAGCUGGUUGGCUACGUGAAGCUAGUUGCAAACGCUGCGCCCAACCUACCAGUGUUAUAUUAUCACAUACCCAGCUUUACUAAAGUCGAAAUACACAUGCCGUCCUUCGUGAGGGAAGCCACACUGAGCAUACCGAACUUCAAGGGCAUCAAGUUUACAAGUAAUGACCUGAGCGAGUGUGCGCAAGUGCUGCGAGCCUUGAAGACUGGCCAGGAGGUGUUCCUCGGCUCUGACACAUUGCUAGCUCCAGCAGCCCUAUUAGGCAUAAAAUCCAGUAUCGGAACCACGUUCAACUUAUUUCCACGACUCGCUCAGGAUAUACUGACUGCGGUGGAAAAUGAAGAUAUUAAACAAGCUAGAGCCCUUCAAGAGAGAUUGAGUGUGGCUAUAGAGGCUUUUACCAUCGAAGGUACGUGGGUUCCUGUAAUGAAAGCUGGUAUGGAGAUUGUAAGCGGACUCAAAAUGGGACCUCCAGCGUUGCCUCAAAUGCCGAUCUCCGAAGAAGCGAAGAAGAGGCUGGCAUCAAUAAGAACUUUGAAAAUGACCGUUUGAAUGAUAGAAGAUCUUUUCCAUAAAUAUCUUAUAAUUUUUUGUUUUAUUUAAAAAUAUAAUUUAAGAAUUGGUUUAUAUCUAUACCUUUUAAAUAUUUAUUCUGAUAUUAUAUUUUCUAAUUCGAUG